CGUCAUAAUAAUGAAUGAAUGUGUUCGAUAAACUUAUUGAUUUAUAGUGUUGCUAAGUACGAGCGGUGCGACGUAUAUACGUCACGCGCGAUGUGAUCCGUCGGAAACGACGGAACGGUGUCGGACGGCGACCGAUAUUUUUUAGCCACCGGAAACAUAUGAUGUUCAGCCGUAAAGUCACGCGCGCAUACAAGACAACCCGAUCGAUCGUGCACCGACAAUGGUAUAACCGGUUACCACCGCAGUUCUACCGAAACGAUUGUUGCGUAAACGCGGGCAAACAUUUUUUUACGACGGUCACCGCAGUGCGACGUAAGACGUCGGCGCAACAAGUACGAUCGUUUCUUAGGCGAGAGCCCGGCGACGAUGGCUGCCCGUCUGAUAGCAGCGGCGGCGGUAUUCGCAGCAUGCGUGGCCGCGUCCACCGGCGCCCGGGUGCUAGCCGUGUUCCCGUACAACGGCCACAGCCACUUCGCCAUGGUCGAGCCGCUGGUGGUCGCGCUGUCCGAGCGCGGCCACGACGUGACGGUCGUCAGCCCGUUCCCCAGACGACGCGACGAAGGAGGAGCAACGGCGGCGGUGAUCAACAGCAGCAGCAACGGCGGCCGUUACGUGGACGUGGACGUGUCGGACGCGUUGCCGCCGGCCAUCAGCCAGAUGGACGUGGCCGAGUUCGACGGGUUCUCCAACCCGGUGACCGGGCUCCGGGACCUGUGCCUGAUGAACCACCGAGUGUGCGAGGCCACGUACGACCAUGCGCGGGUGCGGGCGCUGAUCCGAGGGCCCGACGCGUUCGACGUGGUGCUGGUCGAGGCGUUCUCCACGGACUGCUUCGCCGCGCUGGCGCACGUGUACGACGCGCCGCUGGUGUCCGUCCGCACGGCCGACCACUCGCCGCAGCUCAACGGGCACGUGGCCAACCCGCAGAACCCCGCGUACCUGGUCAACCACUUGCUCGCCUACGGCGGCCGCACCAUGACGUUCGGCCAGCGGCUGGUCAACGCGCUGGCCACGCACUUCGGCACGGCUGGCUACCACGCGUUCACCGACGGCCCGUCUACCGAACUGGUCAGGCGGCACUUCGGUGCCCACAUGCCGCCCGUGCCGGACAUCGUGCGCCGGCGCACCGCUCUCGUGCUGGUCAACGGCCACCACAGUCUCACCCAGCCCAGGCCGUUGGUCAACAACGUCGUCGAGGUGGGCGGCCUACACAUCGGCCGUCCCGAGGAGAACGCGGCCAACGAAUGGACGGAUUACUGCGAUUCGUGUGACCAAGGCGUCGUGUACGUGUCAUUCGGCUCGUUGCUGAAAGCGGCCUCGUUCCCGGAACACUUCACCGCGUCGUUGGUGCGAGCCUUCGAAGCGCUGCCGUACUGUGUGCUAUGGAAGUAUGAGGGCGAGAUGAACUCAAAACGCAUCAAAGUGUCCAAAUGGAUGCCUCAACAACAGAUCUUAAAUCACAGGAACGUCAAAGCGUUCAUAACCCACGGCGGUCUGAUGGGUGUCAUGGAAGCCGUGCACUUUGGAGUGCCGAUGAUCGGUAUACCGGUGUUCGGCGAUCAACAAUCCAACAUCGCUAACUGUGUUGAAAAAGGCGUGGCCGUCGGACUGGACUAUCGGCGAAUAACAGCGCAAAAACUGAUCAUCGGUUUACGGACCAUAAUAACAGACACAAGAUACCGGUUAAGGGCAAUGGAGUUAUCGGCUUCAUUCAGGGACAGACCCAUGAGCGCACUGGAAACGGCUGUUUUUUGGACGGAAUUCGUAAUAAGACAUGGAAAUAAUACCAAUACUGCAUCCCCGGCAAUACAUUUAGAUUUUUAUCAAUAUUUUUUGUUAGACGUUAUCGGUGUUAUGAUAUUGAGUGUUUUAUUUUUAUUUUACUUGGUGUUUCAAAUAAAAUAUAUUAUACGAUUGUUAAUAUUUUAACACAUAUGGA
This is a messenger RNA of Sipha flava (yellow sugarcane aphid), 1939 nucleotides long. RefSeq names its product UDP-glucuronosyltransferase 2B13-like. The transcript has 6 exons. Gene Ontology annotation, molecular function: UDP-glycosyltransferase activity. NCBI's taxonomy places the organism in Eukaryota, Metazoa, Arthropoda, Insecta, Hemiptera, Aphididae. The coding region runs from base 367 to 1929 and encodes 520 amino acids. The record is from RefSeq and is a predicted model, not a curated record.